Molecule: messenger RNA, 654 nt
Organism: Malus domestica (apple)
Lineage: Eukaryota; Viridiplantae; Streptophyta; Magnoliopsida; Rosales; Rosaceae
Product: 23 kDa jasmonate-induced protein-like
Source: RefSeq, a predicted model, not a curated record
AUGGCAGAUAAUGUCUUUGGCGAACCCAUCACAAACGCAACUUUGGAAGGCAUGCGAGAGUAUGCAUGUAGGCGGGGGCAAAUUGAAAGAAUCAACAGGGCACGCGUGGCCAUGAAUAUGAAAAACGCGGCCGGGAAGGACGUGAAAGCGCGAACACAUGCGGAAAAAUUGAAGGCAAAAUCCGGUGCCGGAAUCGCCACUCUCUGCCUUGUUUACAAUGCGACGGGAAGCACUCUAGAAUAUGUUGGUCAAAAAGAUUGGAUUGGCCUCAUGGGAAAGUCCCCAUACCCACCACUUAUUGCAAAUGGCCAGUGGGCUGCGUUUCUGCACGUCAGAGACCCCAAAAUUCAAUGGGGCUCUUCUGCCGCUGUAGUGUAUCGCGGAAAGAACGCUGGUGGUAUCAAUUGCGACUGGAUGCUGAGUUGGGCCAACCCGAAGGACAGGGUUACAUGGGACAACAGGGUCUACACGGAAGUUCGCAAAAUUAACCACUUUAACAAUGGAGCAACUUGGGGCGAAGUAAAAAAUCGCUUGUGUGCUACUCGGUCUCGGUUCUACCAUAAGGACACAUGGAACGGAUGUGUUUCAAUGAUCUCAACUGGCAGCGGGAUUUUCCCAAUUGUUGAAGGAAUACUCACUUUAGAAAAUGUCUGA